GCACGGGCGCGAGCGACUGGGUGGGCGGUAGCGGCUUCGGCGCCCUGCGCAGGCUGGAGGCCUCAGAGGCUCGCCAUGCCGGGAGGACUCUAGCUCCCCCAUGGAGUCAGCCGACUUCUACGAGGCGGAGCCGCGGCCCCCGAUGAGCAGCCACAUACAGAGCCCUCCUCACGGGUCCGGCAGCGCCGCCUUCGGCUUUCCCCGGGGCGCGGGCCCCACGCAGCCCCUUGCCCCAACUGCCGCCCCGGAGCCGCUGGGAGGCAUCUGUGAACACGAGACGUCUAUCGACAUCAGUGCCUACAUCGACCCAGCCGCCUUCAACGACGAGUUCCUGGCCGACCUGUUCCAGCACAGCCGGCAGCAGGAGAAGGCCAAGGCGGCUGCGGGCCCCGCGGGCGGCAGCGGCGACUUCGACUACCUGGGCGCCCCCACGGGCUCCGGCGGCGCCGUCAUGCCCGGGGGGGCGCACGGUCCAGCUCCUGGCUACGGCUGCGCUGCGGCCGGCUACCUGGACGGCAGGCUGGAACCUCUGUACGAGCGCGUCGGGGCGCCGGCGUUGCGGCCGCUGGUAAUCAAGCAGGAGCCGCGCGAGGAGGACGAGGCGAAGCAGCUGGCGCUGGCCGGCCUCUUCCCCUACCAGCCACCACCGCCGCCGCCGCACCCGCACCCACCGUCCUCUCACUUGGCAGCCCCGCACCUGCAGUUCCAGAUCGCGCACUGCGGCCAGACCACCAUGCACCUGCAGCCCGGCCACCCCACGCCGCCGCCCACGCCCGUGCCCAGCCCGCACCCAGCGCCUGCACUCGGCGCUGCCGGCCUGCCCGGCCCAGGCGGCGCGCUCAAGGGGCUGGCGGCCGCGCACCCAGACCUCCGCGGGGGUGGCGGCGGCGCGAGCAAGGCCAAGAAGUCGGUGGACAAGAACAGCAACGAAUAUCGGGUGCGGCGCGAGCGCAAUAACAUCGCUGUGCGCAAGAGCCGCGACAAGGCCAAGCAGCGCAACGUGGAAACGCAGCAGAAGGUGCUGGAGUUGACCAGUGACAAUGACCGCCUGCGCAAGCGGGUGGAACAGUUAAGCCGCGAACUGGACACGCUGCGGGGCAUCUUCCGUCAGCUGCCCGAAAGCUCCCUGGUUAAGGCCAUGGGCAACUGCGCGUGA
Orycteropus afer afer is the source of this 1156-nucleotide messenger RNA. RefSeq names its product CCAAT enhancer binding protein alpha (gene CEBPA). Gene Ontology annotation, molecular function: DNA-binding transcription factor activity, RNA polymerase II-specific; RNA polymerase II cis-regulatory region sequence-specific DNA binding. The record is from RefSeq and is a predicted model, not a curated record. NCBI's taxonomy places the organism in Eukaryota, Metazoa, Chordata, Mammalia, Tubulidentata, Orycteropodidae. Gene Ontology annotation, biological process: regulation of transcription by RNA polymerase II; DNA-templated transcription; myeloid cell differentiation.